AUAGUGUGGAACGAAGGGAAACGGAGAUUCGAGACGGAGGAUCACGAAGCUUACAUAGAGUACAAGAUGAGAAACAACGGCAAAGUGAUGGAUCUGGUCCAUACCUACGUUCCUUCCUCCAAACGAGGAUUAGGUUUAGCUUCUCAUCUCUGCGUCGCUGCUUUCGAACACGCCUCCUCUCACUCCAUCUCCGUCGUCCCUUCCUGCUCCUACGUUUCGGUACGUUAAUUUUAGAAA
This is a messenger RNA of Camelina sativa (false flax), 237 nucleotides long. The record is from RefSeq and is a predicted model, not a curated record. Lineage: Eukaryota; Viridiplantae; Streptophyta; Magnoliopsida; Brassicales; Brassicaceae.